UGGAGAGAGUUGGCCACUUUCAUAUAUAUUAUCAUCGUCCUUAAACCCACCUAUCCGUUACUCCAGAUUCAAAGUAAACGGCGAAAAAAAAAGAAAAAAGAUUCAAAGUAAACAGAAAAAAACUUGAGUUUAGAGAAAUCACCAUGACUACACUCAAUCUAUCAAUUUUUCCAUCAGUUAAAAUAUCCAGCUCCGCAUCCAUACCCGGAUUCAUCAAAAUCCAACCUUUCCUUCUCCGUCGGAAGCUCUCUACCGUUUUAUCGGUCACCGCCAGAGACGAAGGUAUCAUCCACAACCAUUUCGAUUUCACGUCAUACAUGAUCGGAAAAGCUAAUGCCGUCAAUGAAGCUCUCGACUCCGCCGUCUCGCUCCGAGAACCAAUCAAGAUCCAUGAAGCGAUACGUUACUCGCUUCUCGCCAGAGGCAAACGAGUGAGACCCGUGCUCUGUAUCGCAGCGUGUGAGUUAGUGGGCGGCGAAGAAUCCGUGGCGUUACCGGCGGCGUGCGCCGUGGAAAUGAUCCACACAAUGUCGUUGAUCCACGACGAUCUUCCAUGUAUGGAUAACGACGAUCUCCGCCGCGGAAAACCAACGAACCACAAAGUUUUCGGUGAAGACGUCGCGGUUUUAGCCGGAGACGCGCUUAUAUCGUUCGCGUUUGAGCACUUAGCAACGUCAACGGCUGUUUCUCCGGCUAGAGUUGUUCGAGCAAUCGGAGAGUUAGCGAAAGCCAUUGGAUCAAAAGGGCUCGUGGCGGGUCAAGUAGUGGAUCUAACCAGUGGAGGAAUGGACCAAAACGACGUCGGCUUAGAGGUUCUUGAGUUUAUCCACGUUCAUAAAACCGCCGUGUUGUUAGAGGCGGCUACGGUGUUAGGAGCCAUCGUUGGUGGUGGUUCUGAUGAAGAAGUUGAGAAGCUGAGAAGAUUCGCGAGAUGCAUUGGAUUGUUGUUUCAGGUGGUGGACGAUAUUUUGGACGUGACGAAGUCGUCGGAGGAAUUGGGAAAGACCGCCGGAAAAGAUCUGAUUGCCGAUAAGCUGACGUAUCCGAAACUAAUGGGUCUUGAGAAAUCUAAAGACUUUGCAGAUAAGUUGUUGAGCGAUGCUCACGAACAGCUUCAUGGGUUUGAUUCGAGUAGAGUUAAACCUUUACUAGCUUUGGCUAAUUACAUUGCCAAAAGACAGAAUUAGUUCAACUGUUAGAUGGUAUUCUCCGACAAUGGCUUUUGCUGGUUAUAAAGAUUGAAGUCACUUGUUAUGUUUUGUGUUCUUGGAUGAUAUUUUCAAAUUUGUGUUGUUGUGACUUGUUAAGAGCAACUCCAACCAUGUAUCUUAGCUAUAAAAGUGAUUAAAGUUAAUGAAAUCAAC
Arabidopsis thaliana (thale cress) is the source of this 1364-nucleotide messenger RNA. Its product is annotated as Terpenoid synthases superfamily protein. Gene Ontology annotation, molecular function: (2E,6E)-farnesyl diphosphate synthase activity; prenyltransferase activity; geranylgeranyl diphosphate synthase activity. The coding region runs from base 144 to 1187 and encodes 347 amino acids. The record is from RefSeq and is marked reviewed. The transcript has a single exon. Gene Ontology annotation, biological process: trans, trans-farnesyl diphosphate biosynthetic process; geranyl diphosphate biosynthetic process; isoprenoid biosynthetic process. Gene Ontology annotation, cellular component: cytoplasm; chloroplast. Lineage: Eukaryota; Viridiplantae; Streptophyta; Magnoliopsida; Brassicales; Brassicaceae.